Drosophila rhopaloa is the source of this 3895-nucleotide messenger RNA. It is a transcript of the gene anchor, whose product is annotated as integral membrane protein GPR155. Bases 457 to 3333 code for a protein of 958 amino acids. The transcript has 13 exons. The record is from RefSeq and is a predicted model, not a curated record. Gene Ontology annotation, cellular component: membrane. Gene Ontology annotation, biological process: transmembrane transport; intracellular signal transduction. NCBI's taxonomy places the organism in Eukaryota, Metazoa, Arthropoda, Insecta, Diptera, Drosophilidae.
AUUAAAAACAAAACGCAUCGGCGGGCGCUUUUUAGCUCUUAACUAAUCUAAUUUCCGCUAAUUAAACCAUUUAACUAAUUCCCAAAAGCAAGUGCCGCGGCUACAAAAAUCAGGAAUGCAUCGCUUGAAAAGAUGAAAGUGAAAUCAGCCUGUCGGGCAUUUUGAUUUUCUACCAUUUAUGAACGAUUCAAAAGAGUGCUAAAUAUAACCAACAACAACGAAAAUUGGCAAGAUUCGAGCAAACAAAACUGCGUAAAUAAGUCAGUUAAAUAAUAGAGUAAAAGAUUUGCAAGAGAACAAAAGGCGAAAAUUCAAUAAAUACGCUAUUGGCCCAUUGACGUCACAGCUCAUCAGCUGUUUGGCUGGCGGAGCACCCUGCUUUUUCCGUUAUGACGUGCAAAGUCGCCCACUAACUGUAACCGCCCACUCUGAAAUCCACUCCAAAGUAAUCCCCAAAUGGAUAGCUCCAUGUACUAUGCAAGGGAGCGAAUCGCUGCGAGCACAGAGGCUAAUGUCAGGGUCAUCGCAUCGACCAUGGCCUCAUCUUUGGCCAAUAUAACUACUACACCGCGUGCCGACGAUGGAGGCGUCUCCAUGAACAACUUUUAUCCGGCAUUGGUUCAGUGCUUUGGCAUCAUCAUUUGCGGUUACAUUGCCGGACGCUUCAAGAUCAUCAGCAAUGCGGAAACCAAGGGUCUGGGCACCUUCGUGGGCACCUUCGCCCUGCCAUCCCUGAUCUUCCUCUCUUUGGUGGAGCUCAACUGGAACGCCGUGAACUGGAGCUUCCUGCUGGCCAUGCUCGUCUCAAAGGCGGUGGUCUUCUUCGCCGUGCUGAUCAUCUCGCUGCUGGUCGCCAGGCCCCUGAAUUACGCCCGCGGCGGAUUGAUGGCCAUUUUCUGCACCCAGAGCAAUGACUUUGCCAUCGGCUAUCCCAUAGUUAUGGCUCUUUACAAGGAUGUGCACCCGGAAUAUGCUUCGUAUCUUUAUCUGAUGGCUCCCAUCUCAUUGGCUAUACUGAAUCCCGUUGGUCUUGUGCUCAUGGAGAUCUCUAAGAUAAUCAAGAAUAAAGAGGAUGUGACCCGUAAUCCACCACUCUGCCCAGAAACUUGUCCCGCGGAGCAGAUGGCCAAAAGGAAUCGUUGUCUGGGUGAACGAUCUAUACUGGUUUUUAACACCCUUAUUGCGCUGUUCUUCAACCCUUUGCUCCUAAUGACCUUGCUGGGAGUUGCAGGCGGUUUCCUGUUUCCACAUGGCCUGCCUGAAAUGGUGUCCAGUACUUUGCGUGUUCUUGGUCAGAGCUUUUCGGCCACAGCCUUGUUCCUACUUGGUCUGAAGAUUGUAGGUGGCACAGGGUCUGAACGAAAGAGUACAGGAUUCCUGUUGCCUGGUAUUCUUAUAUUGGUUAAAAUAUUGGUGCUACCAUUGGUCAUUCGGCAAACUGUUAACAUUAUGCAGUCUGGCCAGAACUUUAACGACACCACCGAACUGAGCACUUUCGGCUUUCUCUACGGCACAUUUCCAGCUGCCCCCGGGGCUUUCGUCAUUGCGACGCAGUACAACAUGGAGGUUGAAUUGGUCGCUCGUAGCAUGGUUUUCUGCACAUUCAUCUCAGCGCCGCUGAUGUUUAUAUCAGCGAAAAUGAUAUCGCUGACGAAUCUAAAGCCACUUGAUUAUCUGCAUGAGCUGGAUGCCUUUUCGUUUGACAUCAGUGUGGCCGGUGCGGCUGCCUGUUGUAUUGUGCUGGUACUGUUGAUCGUGACGAAGCGCUUCAAGCGAAUGCCCCAGCGAAUCACCUUCUGUCUGGUGCUGUCGCAGCUUAUGUGCUGCAUUGGAGUAAUCCUCUGGUCUAAGAUGGAGCACGUGCACCGUUGGCCCUUGUACCUGCAGUUUUUCCUCUUCAAUAUUGGCACCUACAGCACUCGUCUGUGGACAGGUUUUUUGGCCAUUUCCUUGCUCUUCCUCCAGUGUCGGAGCUUAUGUUUUGUGCUAAAACUAUGGCCCUAUAUGUUGGUGUUUGCCUGGGGUGUACCGGCCGUUAUAUCGGGGCUCUUGGUUGCCUUCGACUCGAAUGUGAUGUCGGGAGAGAAACAUAAUCCCAGCUUCCAGUACGGCAAUGCUCAGGCAGCCAUCUCAGUAUUCAUGCUCGUAAUGUGCUUCAUAGUCACUGUUGGAUGCUUAGUCCUGCAUCAGCGUUAUAAGAAACGCUUCGAAAAGUACAUGACCUAUUCACGUGAGUUAUCCAAUCCGGAGUCGGAAUCAUCUGAUCUGCACUCUACAAUAUCCACCACCAAUUUGCUGAGUCAAACGGAUCGUUCGUCCAUCCGGCAGAGUGUUCGCACGGCAUCCUAUUCGUCCUCUUCCGACGAUGAUGAAAUGAUACCAACGGCUGUGGGUCUGCCGGCAAGCAGGAGGAGUGGUAAUGUCAGUGGUAGACCAGGGUCAGCUGGAGGAGGAGGUUGUGGCUCUGGCAGUGGAACUUGCUGCUCGGAAGGAGCGCCAGUAACCACUCCCUCAACAACCAGCACUGUGGUUGUGGACAUCGAGGAUCUGUUGAAUCGCACACGUCAACGCGCCAGUGGUGUUAACAAUAAAGAUGUGGACAAGAUCGAGAGUGCACCUGCUACAGAAGAAAUACGGAAUCAAAUGUGCAGCAGCUCCUUCAACUGCGGACCGAGUACCUCGCGCCAAAGUUGUCAGACAAUUAUCGAGCGCUAUGAGGAUCAAAAUAGGCGGGGACUCGAGCCCCUGGAACACCCAAGCGACACUGAUGAACACCAAACAUUGAAGCACACCGUCCUCUUGAUCACCCUGCUGUGCUCCAUGUUUGUUGGUCUGGCGGUGUCCAUUUGGACCCUGGUGAUGGAGGGAAUGUCGGGCAUAUAUCUGGAACUAAGUUUCCUCGACGCUUUUCUCAACUUUGGUCAAGGUUUGAUUGUGUUGGCCGUGUUCAUAACCGACAUGGGCGAUCUUCUAAUGCCGGUUGUAAAACUUUGGCGCAAAUUAUGGUAUGGAGCCAAUGUGGUUAGUCUACCCCACUGGUCAAACGUACGACCCGAAACCAAACAUAUUUGUGAACAGUUCCGCAAUCAUCACUUGGAAAAUUGCAAAAAGGAUAUUGCCAAGGACAGAAGGUGGCGCAUUCGAGUGUAUCGCAAGGUGUUCUACGGCACCGAGUUCGUCAGCUGGCUUAUCGAGGUGGGUCUGUCGAAGGACCGCAUGGAGGCUGUGCAUUACGCUCGGCAUCUGGUCGAUGGCAGGGUUUUGCGACACAUCAACAACGUUUAUCACUUCGAGGAUAAACUGCUGCUCUAUAAUUUCUGCAGUCGCAUCUAAGGGCAGCUACAACCAAGAUGAAGCAACUACGCCAAAUUUAGUUUGAUUUCCUGUUUAGUUUAUCAUAUCUUUUGUAUGUAAUUUCGACUGCUGUGAUUGUACGCCAAACAAAUACGCACAUACAAUGCAGCCAAUUGUGUGUGGGUAAUGGUGAUGGCGAGUGGGAGGAUGAGCUAGUGAAUUGUUUAUAAUGUCCAAGUAAUUUACUUGGCACACGAAAGUUUAUUUUUUAAAUGUUUAUUACUAAGUAGUUGACUCAGCUGGCAGUGGCAAAGGGGCUAUCAGCUUGAGCUUUAAAUAGUGCAAUAUAGAAUACUGAAUGUAACAGAAGACGAAAGUUUCCUAAAUAUUAUAAAUAACUUUGUACUCUAAAACUAAUCCUGUGUCACAACUAAAGAGAAAACUGUGCAUAAAACGCUAUAAACGAAUAUAUCUUGAUAUACAUAGUAUAGUAAACACACAUGAAUAAAUAUAUAUAUACAUGCAUAUAUACCUCAAGCCGCGAGGCCCAAAGAACAAAACAUUUACCAUGCAUUUGUGUCGCAUUCGAUUUAAGUCUUAA